This is a messenger RNA of Paramuricea clavata, 561 nucleotides long. The record is from the annotation of a GenBank genome assembly. Lineage: Eukaryota; Metazoa; Cnidaria; Anthozoa; Malacalcyonacea; Plexauridae.
AUGGAUGUAGAGUGCAGAUGGCCUGGUAGCAUCCAUGAUGCAAAGGUAUUUUCAAAUUCUUUUGUAAAGAAUAAGUUACAAUCUGGAGAGCUACCACAAACAUUCAACAAUCUACUACCUGGUCACAACCUGAUUCCAAACUAUGUUAUUGGUGACCCUGCUUAUCCUUUAACACCACAUUGUAUGAAAGAAUUUCAAUCAUGCAAGACUGAUGCUGAAGUGGUUUUUAAUAACAUGUUGAGAUCUGCCCGAAACUCCAUAGAGUGCGCAUUUGGUCAUUUGAAAGCGUGGUGGUUGAUUAUUACAAGAAAAAUGGACCUAAAACAUGAAACAAUUCCAAAAGUUGUUUUAUCAUGUUUUGUACUCCAUAACGUUUGUGAACUUCAUAAUGAUACCAUUGAUGAAGAACUUGUGAGAAGUCAAGUUGCAAGAAAAAGAUCGAUGGAGACUGAAUACCAAAAUGUCCCUGAUCCAGUUUAUUCUUGCACUACCGGGGAAGGUGAAGCUAUAAGGGAUGUCAUGACACAAUAUAUACAAGUAAACCUACCUGAUAGCUACUAA